Danio rerio (zebrafish) is the source of this 462-nucleotide messenger RNA. RefSeq names its product endothelin 3b (gene edn3b). Gene Ontology annotation, cellular component: extracellular region. The record is from RefSeq and is marked provisional. Gene Ontology annotation, biological process: signal transduction; regulation of vasoconstriction. Lineage: Eukaryota; Metazoa; Chordata; Actinopteri; Cypriniformes; Danionidae.
AUGGCUAAACUGAUUCCUGAUGCACUUUUGCUAAUUGUGAGUUUGAUAAACAUUUUCACCGUGGAUACAUCGUUUUCCAGUGAGGGAGACUUGCACUCAUCUCCAGUCUUCUCUGGUGGUUCCAGCAGUGUUGGACAUCAGCAGAAAGAAGCGAAGCUUGUUUCAGCAUCACACGCUCACACAAGAUCCAAGCGCUGCACUUGCUACUCUUUCAAAGACAGAGAAUGUGUUUAUUACUGUCAUUUGGGCAUCAUCUGGAUCAACACCCCACAACGUACAGUUCCAUACGGCAUGUCAAGUUAUCGCAGCCCUCAGAGAUUAAGGCGCUCCAGCGGGACUAUAUCAGUGGUUCUUCGUCGCUGCUUAUGCACAGACCAUAAUGAUGUCCAUUGCUACAACUUCUGUGAUGCAAGCUCCGAGAAUGUGUCAGAGGGAAGAUUGAGAGGACGUUCACCUUGGUAA